This is a messenger RNA of Mya arenaria, 1381 nucleotides long. RefSeq lists its product as uncharacterized. The transcript has 2 exons. NCBI's taxonomy places the organism in Eukaryota, Metazoa, Mollusca, Bivalvia, Myida, Myidae. The record is from RefSeq and is a predicted model, not a curated record. The coding region runs from base 141 to 1133 and encodes 330 amino acids.
CGUACAUCCAUGUUGUUAUGAUGUUUGUGAACGGUUUGAGAAAGCAGACUGAUGAAAUCGUAUUUUAGUCUUAACCUUCUUCCUCGGAUUCUUCAAAAGCUCAUGAGCGAUCAAGGCACAGCAGUGCUGAUCGCUCCAAUAUGGACGACCCAAAGCUUUUGGCCCAAACUAAUGUCAAUGUUGAUCGAGGAUUGGAUCGAGCUACCACGGCCACAGAGGAUUUUAUACCUUCCACACCAGCCGGAAAAAAGUCACCCCUUACUGAAAUUGGGACUUGGUGCUUUUCACGUCUCCGGAUCAGUUUGCGGGAACAGGGUUUUUCAGAUGAUUCGACUGAAGUAAUUCUAUCAUCUUGGAGAAUUUCAACUCGUAAAACCUAUGCUACUUACAUUAAGAAGUGGUUUUUAUUCACACAAUUGAUUCAUGUUGAUCCGAUGAAGCCAUCUCUUUCAAAUUUUAUAUCUUUCUUAACCAGCUUGUAUAAUUCAAAACUACAGUACAGCACUAUUGGUACUGCAAGAUCGGCUGUGAAUCAGUUUCUUAAAAUAUGUACGGGAAUAGAUUUCAGUGAAUCAGUAGUGGUUAGCAAAUUCAUGAAAGGUAUCUUUGAACUAAGGCCCUCAUUGCCAAAAUAUUCGAAAAUAUGGGAUGUUAACACAGUACUGACCUACAUAUCACGCCUUACAGACCAUCUUCCACUCUCGAUUCUGUCAGGAAAGUUGUGCGUACUGUUUCUGCUACUGUCAGCACAGAGAGGUCAAACCAUCCAUUUAGUGGAGAUACAGGACAUUUCUUUCGGUUCAAAUGAUAUUCAAAUUGCAACAAAUCACUUAAUUAAACAAUCGCGUCCUGGAUAUCAUUUAGCUCCAAUAACUUUCAAGCAAUAUGAUAAGGAUCCAAAAUUAUGCAUAGUCCGCACAUUUCGAGAAUACCUGGACAGAACCGCUGCUCUCCGCGGAAAAGUAAAAAAAAUGUUAGUAACCACCCAAAAACCACAUUCCGCAGCGUCAAGAGACACAGUUUCACGCUGGGUGAAGAGUCUGCUCACAUCAGCAGGGGUUGACAAGUGUUUUAAGCCCACAGUGUACGCUCUGCCUCUGUAUCAAAGGCUAAAGAGAAAGGUGUUAAACUAGAAACAAUCCUGAAAUCAGCUGGUUGGUCCAAUGCACGGACAUUUGCUCGUUUCUACAAUAAGCCUAUUGCAGAUGACCAUUCCUUUGAGAAUGCAAUUUUAAACAAUUGUUAAAUGUUGUUUGAUAUCAUGACAUAACAUGUAUGCUUGUACAUAGCAGUUUGAUUCUGUUUAUGUAACCUAGCUUUUGUGAAAACCGCAUACUAGUAUUUUGUUAUAUACUUACAUGUACAUUAAAGUUGAAUAUAG